AUGCGGCCCCUGGACAGCACCGGGGCAGCCGAGGUGCCAGAGCCUGGGCUGCGGCUGACGGACGACGCGCCUCAGGGCGCGAUCGAGGAGCCCGCGGCGGCCGAGGCAGCGGGGACGCCCGGCCCCGGCAGGUGCUGGCUGUUUGGCUCCUCGCCGUGCGCCUUGUGUGCUCCGCAGGAAGCCAAGAAGAAAGCACCCUGUCCUGGACUUGGCUUGUUUUAUACAUUAUUGUCCGCCUUCCUUUUCUCAGUGGCCUCUUUAUUUGUUAAAAAAGUGCAAGACGUCCAUGCUGUAGAAAUUAGUGCAUUCCGAUGUGUGUUCCAAAUGCUAGUCAUUAUCCCUUGCUUAAUAUACAGAAAAACUGGGUUUAUGGGCCCCAAGGGUCAACGAAUUUUCCUCUUGCUCAGAGGAGUCCUGGGUUCUACCUCCAUGAUCCUACUGUACUACGCUUUCCAGGCAACAUCCCUCGCCGACGCCACUGUCAUCACGUUUAGCUCGCCCGUGUUCACAUCUAUCUUUGCUUGCAUAUUUCUCAAGGAGAAAUACAGCCCUUGGGAUGGCCUCUUCACCGUCUUCACCAUCACUGGCGUGAUCCUUAUAGUGAGGCCCCCGUUUCUGUUUGGCGCCAGUGCCGCGGGCAGGGGCGAAAGCUACUCCCUUCACCUGAAGGGCACGAUCGCAGCGGUCGCGCACGCCGUGUUCGCCGCCCUGACCCUGGUCAUCCUCAGAAAGAUGGGGAAGUCCGUGGACUACUUCCUGAGCAUCUGGUAUUACGUCAUCCUCGGCCUCCUGGAGAGCAUCAUUGUCCUCUUCAUCAUCGGGGAAUGGAGUCUGCCCUACUGCGGGUUGGACAGGCUGUUUCUCAUCCUCAUCGGCUUGUUUGGUUUGGGGGGUCAGGUGUUUCUCACGAAAGCCAUCCAAAUAGAAAAAGCAGGGCCAGUGGCAAUAAUGAAGACUAUGGAUGUGGUCUUCGCUUUCAUCUUCCAGAUUAUUUUCUUUCACGAUGUGCCCACGUGGUGGACAGUGGGCGGGGCCCUGUGCGUCAUAGCCAGUAGCACGGGCGCGGCCGUGCGGAAAUGGUGCCAGGGUUCCAAAUGAGGCUUUGCUGCUGAGUGCACGGUCCCCCAGUGCGGACACGCCGCACGUGCAC
Molecule: messenger RNA, 1150 nt
Organism: Odobenus rosmarus divergens (Pacific walrus)
Lineage: Eukaryota; Metazoa; Chordata; Mammalia; Carnivora; Odobenidae
Gene: SLC35G1
Product: solute carrier family 35, member G1
Exons: 3
Coding region: 1-1098 (365 amino acids)
Biological process (GO): regulation of cytosolic calcium ion concentration; calcium ion export across plasma membrane
Cellular component (GO): endoplasmic reticulum membrane; plasma membrane
Source: RefSeq, a predicted model, not a curated record